Messenger RNA from Meyerozyma guilliermondii ATCC 6260, 2580 nucleotides. It is a transcript of the gene PMS1, whose product is annotated as ATP-binding mismatch repair protein. The transcript has a single exon. Gene Ontology annotation, molecular function: ATP hydrolysis activity; ATP-dependent DNA damage sensor activity; ATP binding. Gene Ontology annotation, biological process: mismatch repair. The coding region runs from base 1 to 2580 and encodes 859 amino acids. NCBI's taxonomy places the organism in Eukaryota, Fungi, Ascomycota, Pichiomycetes, Serinales, Debaryomycetaceae. Gene Ontology annotation, cellular component: MutLalpha complex. The record is from RefSeq and is a predicted model, not a curated record.
AUGCCAAUAAAGAACAUUGAUUCUACCGAAGUGCAGCGAAUAACCUCCGGCCAGGUGAUCGUCGAUCUCGUCUCGGUCGUGAAAGAAUUGGUGGAAAAUGCCAUAGAUUCAGGAAGCACAAAAAUCGAUGUCACGUUCUCCGAUAGUGGACUAGACUAUAUUAAAAUUGAGGACGAUGGCAGUGGAAUUGAAGAGGAAGAUUUUGAAUAUGUGUGCUUGCGCCACCAUACUUCCAAGUUGGUUCUGUUUGAAGGUUUAGCACAAGUAUCUACUUUGGGAUUUCGAGGUGAAGCUAUGAGCUCCAUUUGUUCUGUUGCAAAUCUAACAAUUAGCACUUGUACGAAACAAAAUUACCCUCGUAUAUCCCAAUUGACAUUUGACAAUAUGGGACGUUUGACAGGAACAGAAAAGUCUGUGGGUGGUCUUCGAGGCACUGUGGUUACUGUAACUUCUUUGUUUAAUGCGUUGCCGGUUCGACGCAAAACCUUGGAAAAGAAUAUCAAAAGGGAGUUCCAAAAGGCAGUUAACAAUUUGAUCUGCUACAUCCUUAUUCAUCCGGAAAUACGGUUCACCGUAUACAACAUUACAGCUGCGAAAAAGAAGCAAAUGAUGCUAGGAACUCAAGGUGGUUCCAAAGCAGAUAUAAAGCUGUGUCUUCUCAAUGUAUAUGGGUCCAAUGGAACCUACGGACUCGAACUGGUUUCUCUAGAAGCGAAGGAACUAGAAGUAAAAUUCAAGUUAAAUGCUGGAGAUUUGCCCGUUUUGAAAAGACUAGAUAUUAAAUUUGAGGGUAUGAUUUCCAAUUGCUCCUUUGGCAUGGGUCGUUCGGCUGGGGACAGACAGUACAUCUACCUCAAUAAGCGCCCGGUUGAGUCCAGGCGGUUCAUCAAAACUGUCAAUGAAGUGUACAGAUCUUUCAACACAGUCCAAUUUCCUGUCGUUGUACUUAACAUUGUUCUUGAUGGAGACUUUCUUGAUAUCAACGUGACUCCAGAUAAGCGCACGGUCAUGAUACACAAUGAAGAUGUGUUGAACGAUGUUCUUCGUCACGAACUCACCAAGUUUUACGAGUCAGAAGACACCCAAAUUCCUGUAAAUAGUGACAGCUGGGAACUGCCUUCUCAAAGCAUUGACAGAGCAAAACGUAAAGAGGACUAUGAGCAACCGUCAAGUUUGAAAAGAUACCAUUUAGCUGAGGACGAAGAGCUUGAUGCUGAUGAUACUAGGAAUACAGAAAACGAAUUGAAUGAUAUUGGUGAGAAUGUUGAAGAACACAAAAGUCAGGAAGAAGACCAGAUGGAGCAUGACGAGAGCUAUGAAGAAGAUUCAGUUAAUGACAGAGAAAUGAUUGAAAAUACUAAUAAUGUUGACGAGAUGGAGAAUAACGAGAGUCAUGAAGAGGAUUCAAUUAAUGAAAAAGAAAUGAUUGAAGAUACUUAUAAUGUUGACGAGAACGAGAUACAAAUAUCUGAUCACGAUAGUCCACAUCCAAACAUAACGAGAGCUACAGAUGACAAACCUACAACGCUUUUUGUGGACGAUGAUGACAACUUUACUGCUGAGCAAGAAGCUACCGCUGAGCAAGAGGUCGCUGACCAAGUUACUGCUGACCAAGUUACUGAGGAUCCUAGGGAAGUCCGAGUCGUCAAACUAUCUGAUUUUGUACAUUCUGAUGGUACUUCAGAAGUUGUUGCUUCAGAUUCAGAAAAGGAGCUUGACGAUAAUAUUUCCAUUAGUAUUGGAAAUCGCAACUUUUUGGAAAGCCCAAAGAAACAGUCACCAAAGAAAAAGAAUAAUGUUCAUGAUGUGCGCAAAGUUUUGUCGUUUGAUAUCAACGGUAUUGGGUCCAACAUUCUUAACAAUGAUCACCAGAACUCGCUGCAAGCUGGAAAGAAGAUACAUAUCGACAACAUUGAGGCGAGAGAAGAAGCUGAAAAAAAAUUGGUGUACCUGAUUUCCAAGAAAGAUUUUACGAAAAUGCAAGUUGUUGGCCAGUUCAAUUUGGGGUUUAUUUUAGUCACAUUGAAUGGCGGAAACAAUCUUUUCAUUGUUGAUCAGCACGCUUCAGAUGAAAAGUACAAUUUUGAAAGGCUCGCCAACUCCACGACUAUGUUCCACUCGCAGCUGCUUGUGGUUCCACGAAAUAUGGAGCUCAAUGCGCUCGAUGAAAUGACAGUUCUUGCGAAUCUUGAAGUUUUCAAAACCAACGGAUUUGGACUAAAGGUGGAUGAAGAUGAAGCUCCUGGGCACCGCGUGAAGCUAACAAGUUUACCUGUGCUGCGAACCACCGUUUUUGACGAAUCAGAUUUUCAUGAGCUAAUUCACCUUACCAAUCAAGCAGGCUCAAUCAAUAAUAAGCAUGUCAAGUGCUCCAAAAUCCGUACGAUUUUGGCUCUGAGAUCUUGUCGUUCGAGUAUCAUGAUAGGGCAGCCACUUUCUACGUCUACAAUGAAAAAAGUUGUUCAUAAUCUAAGCCACUUGGACAAACCAUGGAACUGUCCUCAUGGGCGACCCACGAUGCGACAUCUUACCGAACUCAACGAGUGGCAUACAUUCACCAAAGACUACCAUUUGCACUAA